Molecule: messenger RNA, 1062 nt
Organism: Prunus armeniaca (apricot)
Lineage: Eukaryota; Viridiplantae; Streptophyta; Magnoliopsida; Rosales; Rosaceae
Source: the annotation of a GenBank genome assembly
AUGGCAGGAUCGGGAGCAGCUGAGCUUCGAACACCAAUUUUCAAUGGAGAAAACUACGAAUUCUGGAGUAUUAGGAUGAAUACUAUUCUGAAAUCGCAUGGUUUGUGGGAUCUGGUCGAGAAUGGGUUCAAUGACUCAGAUCUGAAGAAGGAGAAAGAGGAGGCUAAGGACACUGAGAAGUCUAUGAUGGUUCAGAUUCUAAUGAAGGAUGCUCGUGCACUUGGAUUGAUCCAAAGUGCAGUUUCAUAUCAAUUGUUCCCCAGGAUUGUGAAUGAGGAGACCUCAAAGGGUGCCUGGGAUAUUCCGAAGCUGGAAUUCAGAGGAGAUAAACAGGUAAGAAAUGUUAAAUUGCAAGGGUUGCGUAGGGAAUUUGAAUAUACUCGCAUGAAGGAUAGUGAAUCUCUAUCUGUCUACCUUGUUAGAUUGUUUGAUAUGUUGAAUCAAAUGAAGAGUUAUGGUAAGGAAUUAUCUAGGGAGAGAGUUGUGCAGAAACUGUUGUUUAGUCUGCCAAAAUCAUAUGAUUCUAUAUGCUCUGUGAUAGAACACUCUAAGGAUCUUGAAACUCUGGAAGUUCAAGAGGUGGUUGCCUCCUUGAAGAGCUUUGAGCUCAGAUUGGAUAGGCACACUGAGAACUCUUCAGAAAGGGUCUUUGCUAGUCUGAAUAUUGAAGAAAAGAAGUCUAAGAAUGAAAGUUUUUCUGGAAAUCAGAGUUUUCAGAAAAGUUGGAAGUCUAAUGAUGGAAACAAAGCAGCUUGUAAGCAUUGUGAUAAGCUACAUUAUGGCAAAUGUUGGUUUGAAGGCAAGCUUAAAUGCCAUGGAUGUGGAAAAUUUGGACAUAUGAUCCGAGACUGCAAUGGAAAUAAGAAUGCACAUAAGGUGAAUUAUGCAAAUGAAAUGGAAGAAACUGGUGCUUUGUUUUAUGUGUGUAAUGCUGCAACUGAUGUGAAGGCUACGAUUUUGGUCAUUUGGCGGCUGUCUCUUUUGGGUGGAAGUUUUGGAAAGUUUGGCUUGCCAUCUUUCGCUUCUUCUUCCUCGAGAGAACCAUCUUAUUUUCAUCUAUGA